AUGGCGAACCCCGAAACAAAGCGCGACUCUUCGCCCCCGUCCACUGCGGGUUCCGGUCGGUUCCUGUCUCGUUCCUCAUCCACCUGUGGCUUUGGCCGGCUCGUGUCAGAAGCGGAUCUUGUGGCAAGAAUUCAUGCAACUGGUCCCAGAUCCCGUAAAUUGAAGAGAGACCCGGUCCCCCCCCGGGAGGACAAGCGUCCCCGGACGGCCUUCACGGCCGAGCAGCUGCAGCGGCUCCGGGGAGAGUUCCAGAAGAACCAGUACCUGACAGAGACGCGGCGCCAGAGUCUGGCCCGGGACCUGAACCUGAACCGGAGCCAGAUCAAGAUCUGGUUCCAGAACAAGCGGGCCAAGAUCAAGAAGGAAGCAGGGAGUAGGAACUCUCUGGCUGCCCAACUGAUGGAGCAAGGACUCUACGACCAUUCUACCGCCAAGGGGGGCCCCUCGGACUCAGACUAG
This is a messenger RNA of Cololabis saira (Pacific saury), 459 nucleotides long. RefSeq names its product homeobox protein Ht-En-like. The record is from RefSeq and is a predicted model, not a curated record. Bases 1 to 459 code for a protein of 152 amino acids. The transcript has 2 exons. Gene Ontology annotation, cellular component: nucleus. Gene Ontology annotation, molecular function: RNA polymerase II cis-regulatory region sequence-specific DNA binding; DNA-binding transcription factor activity, RNA polymerase II-specific. Gene Ontology annotation, biological process: regulation of transcription by RNA polymerase II; neuron differentiation; multicellular organism development. NCBI's taxonomy places the organism in Eukaryota, Metazoa, Chordata, Actinopteri, Beloniformes, Belonidae.